Messenger RNA from Etheostoma cragini (Arkansas darter), 1683 nucleotides. RefSeq names its product ELAV like RNA binding protein 1a (gene elavl1a). The transcript is spliced from 7 exons. Gene Ontology annotation, molecular function: RNA binding. NCBI's taxonomy places the organism in Eukaryota, Metazoa, Chordata, Actinopteri, Perciformes, Percidae. The record is from RefSeq and is a predicted model, not a curated record. Gene Ontology annotation, cellular component: ribonucleoprotein complex. Bases 239 to 1285 code for a protein of 348 amino acids.
GUUGAUGGUUGAUGUGGAUGGAUGUUGACCACGCUGUCUCUACUGCAGAGGCGUGGCCGGGCGCGAGUGGGCGUGGUGGGCUUUACCACGUAACGUUAGCUCCUUCUUCCUCGCUUUCUUCACUACGUAAGGCUGACUUGGAGGGAAGUGAACGUCGCUAAGAAAACAAAAAAUAGGAGACGAGGGCAGAAACAACAACUACCCCCAACAGCUGCCACAGGAGCAGUGAAGUGUCUUCAUGGCAGUUCGUCGAGGACACAUUAAGUACUUAAAAGUCGACCUGCAGGAGGUGUAUGACAUGUCUAACGGUUAUGAAGACCACAUGGGAGGGGACGAGGGGAAGGACGCCAAGACCAACCUGAUAGUGAACUACCUGCCGCAGAGCAUGUCACAGGACGAGCUGCGGAGCCUCUUCAGCAGCAUCGGGGAGGUGGAGUCUGCCAAGCUGAUUCGAGACAAAGUCGCAGGCCACAGUUUAGGGUACGGAUUUGUUAACUAUCUUAACCCUAGUGAUGCAGACAGAGCUAUCAGUACACUGAAUGGACUAAGGCUACAGUCCAAAACUAUCAAGGUUUCAUACGCACGACCCAGUUCUGACACAAUAAAGGAUGCCAACCUGUAUAUCAGCGGCCUGCCAAAGGCCAUGACCCAGAAGGAUGUGGAGGACAUGUUUUCACGUUUUGGCCACAUCAUUAACUCCCGUGUACUUGUUGACCAGGCCACAGGUACGACAGGCUCAUCCCGCGGGGUGGCUUUUAUCAGGUUUGACAAGCGGGCAGAGGCAGAGGAUGCUGUCAAAAACCUGAAUGGCCAAAAACCACCUGGAUCCUCUGAGCCAAUCACAGUGAAAUUUGCAGCCAACCCAAACCAGGUGAAGAACACACAGAUCAUCUCUCAGCUCUACCACAACCAGUCCCGACGCUUCGGAGGGCCCGUACACCACCAGGCACAGCGGUUCAGGUUCUCCCCCAUGGGCGUUGACCACAUGAGCAGCAUGGGAAGCGCCAGUGUUCCUGGAAACUCCACCUCCGGCUGGUGCAUCUUUAUCUACAACCUGGGCCAGGACGCCGAUGAGAGCAUUCUUUGGCAGAUGUUCGGCCCCUUUGGCGCCGUCACCAACGUCAAGGUGAUCCGAGACUUCAACACCAACAAGUGUAAGGGCUUUGGCUUCGUUACCAUGACAAACUACGAGGAGGCAGCCAUGGCCAUUGCCAGCCUGAACGGCUACCGGCUCGGAGACAAGAUACUGCAAGUGUCCUUUAAGACCAGCAAGGGCCACAAGUAGAGGGCAACAAUCGGGUGUAGAGGAGAAAUGGAAAUGACGUGCGCCAGCUUUUACAGCAGCGAGCAGAAGUAUGAGUUUUAUAAGUCUGGCACAUCUGUUUUGGUUUUAGUGUAUUCAGAUGUUAAACAACAUGUUCGCUCUUCUGCACCUUUGUACUCGUCUAAAGAGUGUCUAGGCUGAAUCUUUUUUCUUUUCUUUCAACUUUCUACUCAUGCUUGGAGCUUGAGGACACUUGGUAGUUUUUACUUUUUAGUGAAGGGAUGGAGAGGGAAAAAUCCCAUCAUACCACCAAGAUAACUUUGUGAAAAUUAUCUAAAAAACUAAAAUUCAGUUUAUGUGUUGCAUGUUUAUGUGGGGACUAGAUAAAGGAGACACGCCAAUGGUUCUGAGACGUGCAC